Molecule: messenger RNA, 3330 nt
Organism: Cavia porcellus (domestic guinea pig)
Lineage: Eukaryota; Metazoa; Chordata; Mammalia; Rodentia; Caviidae
Gene: Sclt1
Product: sodium channel and clathrin linker 1
Exons: 19
Coding region: 518-2362 (614 amino acids)
Biological process (GO): cilium assembly; clustering of voltage-gated sodium channels
Cellular component (GO): centriole
Source: RefSeq, a predicted model, not a curated record
CGUCACCGUCUCCAAGGAGCGGUCUGGGGCACCGGUUUCAAAGUCGCAGGGCGGGCCGAGUGGACUUCCGCUGCUGGCCCAAGGCUUCCCCGCGGUCCUCUCGUCGCCCCUCCAGCUCCUCAGCGGACUUCGCCAUCGGACUGCCCUCCUUUCAGCUCCCUCUGCGCUCACAUAGGUGGCCCGCCAAGACCCCGGAGGAACCACGGAACAUCUCCAUCCACCCUCGUCCCCUUCUCAUCCGGUGGCAUUCGGUUGAACGUGGAACCGAAUUCACUUGCCGCGUCCCGGCGAGUUCUAAAAUCUGAAGUCUCCUCCUCGGGCCAGGUACUCGCCUGGGAGAGGGAAGCGCGGCAGGACUGCGACGCUGCGUGAGGGGGAUGCUGAUUACACCGCGGCUGAACCGCUGCUUGACAACCUCGGAGUGUUGCUUAGUUUUUUUGUUUUCCCGCACAUCGAGCUCUGUUCUUUUAGAGGAAAGAGAAAGGUGGAGAAACCUCCAAACAAAAAUUAUAUCGAAAUGGCCACAGAAAUCGACUUUCUGAGAGACCAAAAUCAAAGACUAAAUGAAGUUAUUAGGCAGUACCAAAUGGGAAAUUUUUCCAAAUAUUCAUCUAUGAAGAAUACUGUCCUCCAAGGAGACGGAGAUGAAACAUUGGUAAACUCGAAAGAUGACCAAAGCUUUUUAGCACUUCUUAUUUCUCAGUAUGAUAAACAUGUGGCAGAGCUGGGAGGGCAAAUAAAAUAUUAUCAGAAACAGAUGGGUGAGAUGAAACUAAAACUUGAAAAUGUCAUCAGAGAAAAUGAAAGGUUGCACAAUGAGUUAAAAGAUGCUGUUGAAAAGCAAUUAGAGGACCUUCCUUUUAGCGCAGAAAUAGGAAAUAAUACAUUUACAGAUGAUGAAACAGUCAGGAACCUUCAAGAACAACUGCAACUAGCCAGUCAAGAAAAGACUCAGGCUGUGGAACUCUGGCAGAAUGUUUCUGAGGAGUUAAACAGACUACAGAAACUUUACCAGGAACAUAUGACUGAAGCCCAGAUUCAUGUAUUUGAAAGUCAAAAACAAAAGGAUCAGCUGAACAGCUUUCAACAGUUGGCCAAGAAACUUCAUGUUACUAAUGAGAACAUAGAAAUGACUAACCAGCACUUUCUGAAAACAGUAACUGAGCAAAAUGUGGAAAUUGAGCGACUUCGAAAACAACUUAGACAAGCCAAGUUAGAUCUGAGAGCUGGAGUAGCAAAAGUUGAAGAGUUAACAAAAAUGACUGAAAGUCUUCAGGAACAAAUGCAAAAGAAGGAGGAGGAUAUGAUGUCUGCCCAAGGAAGAGAGGAAGCAUCAGAUAGGCGCUUACAGCAGUUACAAUCUAGUAUAAGACAAUUAGAAACAAGGUUAUGCGUGACAAUACAAGAAGCUGACCGAUUAAGAACAGAAAAAACACAUCUGGAAAAGCAGACCAGAGACCUAAAAGCCAAGUACAAUGAAUUAGAAAAUGAGAAAUAUGAGGCUAUUUUAAGAGCCAGAGAUAGCAUGCAACUCUUAGAAGAAGCUAACCUUCAAAAAAAUCAGGCUCUGCUUGAGAAGAAGCAAAGAGAAGAAGAUAUAGAGAAAAUGAAAGAAACAUUGUCUCAGUUCAUACAAGAUUCUACCAUAAGGACCAAGAAAGAAGUUGAAGAGGCCAAAAUGCAAUGUCACAUACAGAUUUCUCAGUUAAUGGAAGAACUUUCAGCUCUUCAAAUGGAAUGUGGUGAAAAACAAAGCCAAAUUGAACAAGGCAUUAGGGAAAAAAAAGCUCUGGAAGAAGAACUAGAAAAGCUUCUUCUGCAGACUUACCGUGAAGGCAGAGGAAACGAAAGUGAUUACAGAAAACUGGAAGAGAUGCACCAAAGAUGUCUGGUUGCUGAGCGUUCUAAAGAUGAUCUUGAGCUAAAACUUAAAAGCGCAGAAAAUAGAAUAAAACAACUUGAAAUUAGUUCCUCAGAAGAGAUAUCACGUUCCCAUGAAAUGAUUCAGAAACUUCAAAAUGUGUUGGAGUCAGAAAGAGAAAACUGCAGCUUUGUCAGUGAACAAAGGCUUAAACUUCAGCAAGAAAAUGAGCAGUUACACAAGGAAACCGACCAUUUAAGAAAGAUUGCUCUGGAGGCUCAAAAAAAGGCAAAAUUAAAGAUCAGUACAAUGGAGCAUGAAUUUUCAAUAAAGGAACAUGGGUUUGAAGUUCAGUUAAGAGAGAUGGAAGACAGUAAUCGAAAUUCCACUAUUGAACUGAGGCAUCUCUUAGCAACUCAACAGAAGGCAGCCAAUAGAUGGAAAGAAGAAACAAAGAAACUCACAGAAAGUGCAGAAAUCAGAAUCAGCAAUCUAAAAUAAAAGGAAAAAGGAAAUGGAAUAUUUCCUUCAAAAUCAAGAAAGUAAUAUCAUACUUGACAUCAAAUAUAGGUAAGAUUAUUACUUUUCUUAUACUAGGCAGGUUUUAAAGAGGCUGUUACAGCAAUACAAAAGUAAAAAACAUACCUGUGCUGCAAGACACACUGUAUUCUUAGCUGGGGAGUCAAAUUAUACUAAUUGAAGAUCACCUUGAUACUGAGUUUUAGGCAAAUUAAUUUUUACUUUUAAUAUUUUAUUUCUUUUACUAUUGAUGAAUCUAAACUUAUUAAAUUUGACUAAAUUUGUAUGUAAUUGCCAAAGAAUACAUUGUCCUCAAAGCUUACUAAUUAAUGGUUAUGAAUUAAUGUGAAUUUUUGAACCACCCAUGUAGCACAAGUAACAAGCAUUAUGUUCAUUUCAUUUCCAAUUUAUGUAAAAUCCUAGAGAACUGUUUGUCUUUCCAAAAUAUUUUUUAUAUUUUAUGCAUAACUUGACAGCCUGUUAGAUAUUUAAAAUCAUAAAUUAGAUUCAUAUUUAUCAAUAGUUAAUUAUUAUACUAUUAAAAUACCAAUUUUAAAGAUCUAAUUUCUUUUUUCUGUGAGUAACUAAUUUAAGCUAUUACUAUGGAAAUCAAUUGCAGUAUGUGAACAACUAGAACAUUAAAUUUAAGUCCAAGCUCUGCCCUACUUAAUUUUUCCAGGCCUCAGUUUUAUCAACUAUAGGAAUAAAAGGUGGAUUAGCUUGCUGGUGUUAUUUAUGAAAUAGUAUAAAUAUCAAAAUAUCCAAUCUUUAGCUGAGCAUGGUGGUACACACCUGUAAUCCCAAUCCUCAGGAGGAUCCUUGCAAGUUUGAGACCAGCCUGGGCUACAAAGUGAGCUCAAGGCCAGUCUGAACUGCAUAGGGAAACCCUGUCUCAAAAAGACAAAAAAAAAAAAAAAAAAAAAUCCAAUCAUCUCAUAGACUAUAAAGCA